Messenger RNA from Epinephelus fuscoguttatus (brown-marbled grouper), 5590 nucleotides. RefSeq names its product myosin-16. Gene Ontology annotation, cellular component: myosin complex. The record is from RefSeq and is a predicted model, not a curated record. Bases 654 to 4076 code for a protein of 1140 amino acids. The transcript is spliced from 23 exons. Lineage: Eukaryota; Metazoa; Chordata; Actinopteri; Perciformes; Serranidae.
CACAACGUUAAAGGCUUUUCUCCUGACCUGACAUCCUACACCAACCGUCAUCCCUGUGGGACACCUUUGGAUCCUGUGAAAGUGCGCAAAGCCACCUGUUUCUGGGGGAGGAGACUACAGUGAGGAAAGAAAACAAGAGACGUGGUCGUCGUGGUAAAACACAGUCUAAGAAUGGACCGAGCAGUGGCUACCUGCAUAGAGUUGCUAGUAGCAGUAGAAGGCUGUGGGCAGGCUGGAAUUAUAUACAGAGGAAUCUUUGGAUUUCAGUAAUGUUCAUACCAGCACACCUUAAAAUGAAAUGUAGAUGAAUGGUUGAUUGAAAGGAGAGGAAGAGCACAAGAGAGAAAAGAAAAAGAGGCUUACAGAGAGGAAAAGAAGGCUGACAGAUUAAAUCGCGUGAGGAAAGCAAAAGAAAAGGUGAGCAGAGCUGUUAAUGGGAGAGUACAGACUGGAGCACCAUCAGUUGUUAAUGCUCUUAUUGCUGACACCCACCUGGAACAACAAGAACAGCUGUGUGCCAAGCAAAGAAGGGGACAGAGAAGUGAAUAAGCAUCUCUGCAGUAGAGUGGAAACAUUGUCAGAACAGGGGGGUAAGUUGCUGCAUUACCAAACAGGUGAAGUCUGCAAAGCAAGAAAGUGUAUAGCCUGGAGGAAUGAUGUCUGCGAGGCAUCAGCGUUGCCACUCCCUCUCUGAUGAAUCUGAGGAGGCCAAUGGAAACCAUGCAGAUCCUGAACCAGAACCGGAGCCUGAAGAACUGGAUUGGGAUGGCUAUAGCACCACACUGGAGCACAGAUUAGCAGCUGAGCAGGAGAGUGCCCAGGCGUCUGAGCAGCGCUGCGUCCAGCUGGAGAAGGCCCGGCGUGAGCUGGAGCGGCAGCUGUCAGGCCUGUCAGAGCGUCUGGAGGAGGAGGAGGCCUGCUCAACCCAGCUAGCCCUCCACAGGGAUAGGCUGGAGGUAGAGUGCAGCAGCCUCAGGAGAGACCUGGAUGAGCUGGAGAGCACCCUGACUGUGGCUGAGCACGCUAAACAGUCAUCAGACAGUGAGUUAAGGAGACUGUCGGAAGAGCUUUUUCAGAGGGACAAGACGGUGCAGAAGCUCCAGAAGGAGAAAGACCAUCUGGUGGAGCUCAGCCAGCAGGCCAUUGAGGACCUGCAGAGCGAAGAGGAGAAGGUGAACCUGCUGACCAAAGAGAAAACCAAGCUACAGAUGCAAGCUGAAGAUUUGGAGUACCAGCUAGAGCAAGAGCGCCGUCAGCGUGGAGAGCUGGAGAAGAGCAGGAGGAAGUUGGAGGGUGACACCAGAUCCAGACAGGAGAGUCUAGGAGAGAUGGAGAAGAAUAGGAGCGGGCUGGAAGAACUCAUCAAAAGGAAGGACCUGGAGAUCAGCAGUACCAGCUCCAAGCUAGAAGCAGAAGAGGCCCUCAACAUCGGGCUGCAGAGAAUGAACAAGGAGCAGCAGGCUCGCAUUGAAGAGCUGGAGGAGGAGCUGGAAGCAGAGCGGGCCAUGAGAGCCAAGGUUGAGAAGCAGAGAGCAGAUCUAACCAGAGAACUGGAUGAUCUCACUGAUCGACUGGAGGAAGCAGGAGGGGUCUCCGCCUCACAGAUGGAGAUGAACAAGAAGCGAGAAGCUGAGCUGCAGCGUCUGAGGCGAGACCUGGAAGAGACCUCCCUCCAAUCAGAAGCGCUGGCUACAUCUCUGAGGAAGCGGCACAGUGACGCCAUGGCAGAGCUGAGCGAGCAGUGUGAGGCCCUGCAGCGGACCAGGGCCAAACUGGAGAAGGAGAAGCAGAAUCUGAGGAUGGAGGUGGAUGAGCUGGCCACUUCUCUGGACAGUCUGCAGAAAGCCAAGGUGUCGUCAGACAGCCAGAUGAAGAAGCUGGAGGAGCAGCUGUCAGAUGCCAACAGGAGAGCAGACGACCUGCAGAGGGCCCAGACUGAACUCAGUGUGGCCAGGAACAGACUCACAGCUGAUAAUGCAGACGUGAAUCGACAGAUGGAGGAGGCAGAGAGCAGAGCCAGCCAGCUGAGCCGCUCUAAGACUCUGCUCCAGUCCCAACUGGAAGAUCUGAAGAAACAACUGGACGACGAGGUCAAGUGUAAGCAGGCGGUCAGCAGCAGUCUGAGCUCAGUGCGGCAGGAGUGCGAGGUGCUGAAGGAGCAGCUGGAGGAGGAGCAGGAGAGCAAGCAGGAGCUGCAGCGCCUUGUCUCCAAACUCAACAGCGAGGUGACACACUGGAGGACCAAACACGAGGCCGACACCAUCCAGCACACUGAUGAGCUGGAGGAAACCAAGAAGAAGCUGGCAACCAGGCUUCAAGAGGCCGAGGAGGCUGUGGAAGCCACCCAAGCCAAAUGUUCUUCGCUGGAGAAAACCAAACAGAGGUUACAGGGAGAGGUGGAGGAGCUCUGCAUGGACCUGGAGAAGGCCAGCAGCUGCGGUCAGGCUCUGGAUAAGAAGCAAAGGGUUCUGGAGAAGCAGCUUGGAGACUGGAGGCAGAAGUGUGAGGAGCUGGUGGCCGAGGUGGAAGGCUGCCAAAAGGAGAGCAGGCAACAUGCCAGCGAGCUCUUCAAACUCAAGACGGCCCAUGAAGAGUCUUUGGAGCAGCUGGAGGCCCUACGCAGGGAGAACAAGGCCUACCAGGAGGAGGUAGCUGACCUUACAGACCAACUCUCAGAUGGAGGUAAAAGUGUCCAUGAACUCCAGAAAGCAAAGAAGAAGAUUGAGAUGGAGAAAGAAGAGUUACAGGCCUCACUGGAAGAGUCUGAGGCAGCUUUGGAGGCUGAGGAGACCAAGGUGUUGAGGCUGCAGCUGGAGUUGUCUCAGGCCAAAGGAGACCUAGAGCGCAAACUUCAGGAGAAGGAGGAAGAGAUGGAAGCCGCUAGAAAAACCCACCAGAGGGCGCUGGAGUCCCUGCAGGCCAGUCUGGAUGUAGAGGUGAAAGGCAAAGCUGAGGGGCUGAAGCUGAAGAAGAAGCUGGAGGCCGACAUCAACGAGUUGGAGCUCCAGGUGGACCUGCUCACCAAGAGCAACACAGAGCUCAGCAAGAACAGCAAGAAGAUGCAGCAACAGAUUAAGGAGCUACAGGCCCAGUUGGAGGAGGAGGUACGGAGCCACGAGGAGUGCAGGGAGGAGCAGGCGGCCAUGGAAAGACGCUGCGCUGUAUUGGUCAGCGAGGGGGAGGAGACUCGUGUAGCAUUAGAGAGUGCAGAGAGGGCCCGCAAGGCCCUGGAGACUGAGCUGCAGGAGGCCAAUGACAAAUACAGCGACCUCAACAACCAGUUCCAGUUGGCUCUGAGUGGGAGGAGGAAGCUGGAGGUGGAUCUCCAGACUCUGCAGCAGGAGCAUGAGGAGCUGCAAGGAGAGCUGAGAGGAUCCACGGACAAAUCCAAGAAGGCCAGCUGUGAGUUGGCGCGAGUGGGGGAGGAGCUGCGUCUGGAGCAGGAGCACACGCUGCACCUGGAGAGAGUGAAGAAAGGUCUGGAGGCUCAGAUCAAAGACAUGAGCACCAGGCUGGACGAGGCUGAGCAGAUGGCUCUGAAAGGAGGCAAGAAGAUCAUCCAGAAGUUGGAGGGAAAGGUGAAAGAGAUGGAGCUGGAGUUGGACUCGGAGCAGAAGCGGCACGCUGAGACGGUGAAGACACUGCGGAAGAACGAGCGUCGUCUGAAGGAGCUGCUGUUUCAGUCAGAGGAGGACCAGAAGAACCAGCAGAGGAUGCAGGAACUGGUGGAGAGGCUGCAGAACAAGAUGAAGGCCUACAAGAGACAAGUGGAGGAGGCUGAGGAGCAGGCCAACAUGAACCUAGCGAAGUACAGGAAGACCGUCCAUGAGCUGGAUGAUGCUGAGGAGCGAGCUGACAUUGCUGAGUCAGCUCUCACCAAGAUCAGGACCAAGAACAGAGGCAGCUUCGGAAAGGGAUACUCCUCUGGUUACAGCACUCCGUACCCCGGCCUGGUCAGGUCGCCCAGCUCUGUGGGUUCAGAGGGCAGAGGGGAGAAGAUCCUCAAUGAUGACGAGUCCGUCAGCUCCCUCAUCCCAGCGUAUCUCAACUCUCUCAAGAAGCUCAUGGUUGAUUAGAAACUGAGCUGUGACGUCAUCACGGUCAGCAUUUCAGGUCCGACUCUCUCCAGGUGCUACAUCACUCUAGCUCUGAUGUCUUUUGAAGAAGUGAAACAUGGUACAUCAUGAAGUUUGAAACAUCAGAGAGGCUGAAACCGCAGUUUCACAACGCAUCCAGGUCAUAAACAAACCUAUAAUGUGUGUCACCUGUUUGUGUAUACUGUACAUACCCAUUGGACUUUUCUAAAAUGUAUCCAUUCCUUCCUGUCUUUGUUAUGACCGCAGUCUGUAAGAUCACAGCUUUAAUGACACACCACCUUUAAUCCAACACGCUUUUAUAUCCACCUCAUGAUGUAAUGUUUGUAUGGUGGCCAACAAGAGCAAACACACUGCAACAGCCCAAAACAUUUCUAUUUGGAGAAAUGUGCUGCAGCGUCAGAAGGAAUGCCAAUUCAAAAGCACGUACGAGAAUCCGAAACAAAAACAUGCUGCAAUUGAAAAAAGUGCCGCCCCACUUGCCCUCAGAGGCCUAGUAGAACUUCCAUUAUAAGUGGUAAAUGAACUGCAUUUCAUAGCGCUUUCCUAGUCUUUCGACCGACCACUCAAAGCGCUUUUACACUACGAGUCACAUUCACCCAUUCACGUACACAUUCUCACACUGGUGGCCGAGACACACACACACACACACACACACACACCAACAGAACAGCCAUUGGGAGCAACUUGGGGUUCAGUAUCUUGCCCAAAGACACUUCGACAUGCGGACUGGAGGAGCCAAGCAAUGUACUGCUGACCUUCCGAUUGAUGGAUGACCUGCUCUACCUCCUGAGCCGCCAUGUUUACUGCAUAUGCAGUGUUUUUCUGUUGCUUUUGCUUUCAUUCAUUCGCUUGUGACUGUGCGUCAUUUCUGUAUUUUUCAUUUGCGGUACAUUUACAUCCUUGUUUUUGUUUUGGGUUUUCAUGUGUUUUUGAAUUGGCAAUGUUUCUCAAGCUGCAGCAAGUUUUUCCUUAUGGAAAUGUUUUGGGCUUUUGUUGCGUGUUUGCCCUAGUCAACCACCGUAAAACACAUUGAACAAUGCAAACUGUACUGCAAACUGUAAAAUCACCAAAAGGUAGCACUUUAUUACAAUGAGUAAUAAGUCAUUUAUAAGUCAUCAGUUUAGUAUGAUGUAUGAGUUAAUACAUCAUUUAUUUGCAGUUGUAAAUGUUUAAUAAUAUUAUAGUAGCUGUUAAUCUUAAGUAUGAACCAUUCACCAUUGUAAAUGCUGUACUGUGGUAAAAUCUCACGUUGUGGAAUUCGAGAGUAAAGCAAAAACAAAGUAACUAUAUAGGCUAGUAAAACUUUAUUCAGUAAUGCCUCGCCUUUCAUAGAUUCACAACAGAGAAGGCGAAACUGCACAUAAUGCUAGCUAACUUCAUCUGUAAGCUAGUCAUAUGUCUCCCAACUGCUGCAGACUGGAAGGUAAAGAUAGCACAUGGAGUAAGCACCACAUUCUGUAACUUUAUAACUAGCAACUUUUAGUUUACUUUUU